This is a messenger RNA of Tetrahymena thermophila SB210, 3906 nucleotides long. Its product is annotated as cation channel family protein. Gene Ontology annotation, molecular function: voltage-gated potassium channel activity. NCBI's taxonomy places the organism in Eukaryota, Ciliophora, Oligohymenophorea, Hymenostomatida, Tetrahymenidae. Gene Ontology annotation, biological process: regulation of membrane potential; potassium ion transmembrane transport. The record is from RefSeq and is a predicted model, not a curated record. The transcript has 7 exons.
AUGUUCACAAAUACAAAAACUUAAAAUACUUAUUUGUAUACAAAUUAGUAAAAAAAUAGACCAAGUAACUAGAAGGAAAGUAUUUUUUAAUGUGAGAGUCAAUCUGAAGGUUAAAAUAUUGAACAAUAUGGUUUAUAAGAAUAGCAAAAAUGCUAGGAUAACCAUAACUUUUUGAUUUCGCAAAGUAGACUUAAAUAAAAUAUUAGAAAUGAAGAUACUGAUGAUGAAGUAAGCUGGCUUUCCUAAUCAAAUGUAUCUUCAGCCAACUAGAGAUUUUAAUAUUAGGAAAAAAAUGAAUUAUAUGAGGAUAAAUAAAUAGAUUUGAUAAAUGAUGAAUCUGAGAUAAAAUUUGGUAUUUAAAAUAAUUCAUAAUUAAGUUAAGAGCAUAGUAGGAAUGAAUUGAUGUAAUAAUCUCCUCCUCCUCAAAAAUAAUUCUAAAGAAAAUCAACUUUGAAAACCAAAAAGCAAAGUGAUUUUAUAAAAUAGAAAUCUGGAAAUUAUAACAUAGAGUCAGCUGGCUGUGUAAAAAGAAGGUAACUUUUUGAGCUUGGAUUUGCUUCCUCAGAAAGAUAGGCAAUAAAAAAAGAUGGGUUAGAAGAGGAAGAAAAUGAUUUAGAUUUUACAUUUGACAUAGAAGAAGCUACUACUGAAAAUAAAAGAAAACACUAAGAAGAUUUAAUAUAUGAUAGCAGUUAAAUUAAUUCUAAGAGUGUUAAUAAAGAUAUUUCUGAGUUCAACGAUGAUUCUUUACUUGAUAGUGAACACAAUAAAAAAGAGAGUUCAUAAAAAAAUAAAAAUAGCUAAAGUAGAAGUUAGGUAAUCAACCUUAGCAAUAAAAAUAAUCGCAGAUAUUCAGAGAGAUUGGCAAUUAAUUUUAUUCCAAGAAGUGAAAAAAGACAAAAAACAGAUAAUUCUUCUUAAAGUUAAUAGUUAAUUCCUUUGAAUGAAACAUUUGAGAAUAUGUAAGUUAACAACAAGACUAAUAUAUUUAACAGAAAUAAUGUUUUCGAAGAAGAUAAUGUUUAAGAGCAUUCAUAAAGAAGAAAAUCUAAAUUCCUAGCAAAUUUAAAACUAAAAUAAAGCAACUCACCUGUUUUGAAUAGUUAAGUUGAUUAAUUCUCUCCAAAUGUUGACAAGUUAAAUUUAAGUUUUUUUUCAUCUGCUACAAUAUAAGAUGAAAUAAAGACUAAUUAAUUAGGAGAGCUAAAUACUCCGAUGGCAUCUCAAUUAGCUGAAAAUAAAAGUCCUAAUAAUACUAGUGAAUUAAAAUGGAAGCUUGUAGGAGUGGCUUAAAAAUUCUUUUUUAACUUAAUUACCACCUUGAGUUAUUUAAUUUAAAACGAUGAAUACAAGCUUAUUUAAUGGAUAUGCAUGCUAAGAGUCUUUCAGCUUCCAAAAUUAAUAGGUAUGGUUGAUGAACAUUUCUAGCUUUAGUAAAAAUAUAAUACUUUCUUCGAAUUAAUAAAACUACUCCUAUUAGUUGUUUUAAUGGCUCAUUUUGUUGGCUGUGGUUUUCACUAUUGUGCAUAAUCUGAAAUUUAAAGAGGAAGUUAGCAUACUUGGCUGAAUUAGUAUGAGUUCGUUAAUGAAGAGGUUUAAUUUAGAUACAUAAAUAGCAUUUACUUUGCAUUUAUAACUAUGAUAACUGUCGGAUAUGGAGAUAUAGUCCCUAUAUCAUAUCUUGAAAAGCUGUAUGUUAUUAUCAUAACAGUUAUAAGUAGUGGAUUGUUUGGUUACUCAAUAAAUACAAUAGGAGCGAUUUUUCAAGAAAUUUCGAAACGAGAGAGUGAUUAUAAAUAGCAGAAAUAUGACAUAAAUAUAUAUUUAAGCAAUCGAUAGAUUAGCAAAAAAGUUUAACUCCAAAUUCUCAAAGCUAUUGAGUAUAAAAAUAUAUCAUAGGCUAAUAAGCACUUGAGAGGAGAAGAAAUUCUACAAAAUCUAUCACAUAACAUAUAAUCUGAAUUUAAAAAGGAAUUUUUCGGAAAAAUACUUUCAAGCUGUAAAGCUUUUUAAAAUAAUUUUAGUCAAAAAGCUAGAGAUCAAUUUUGCUUGUACAUGAAGGAAAAUAUAUUUUAGCCAGGAGAUUGCAUAUUUUCAGAAAAUUAACAAACUGAAAAUAUUUAUUUUAUUUAUUAAGGAGAAGUCUAAAUCUUUUAAGAAAUAAGCAAUGAAAGAAGGAUAAUUGGGGUAGCUAAAAAUGGUGACACUUUGGGUAUGUUUAGCUUCUUUACUUCUUAUCAUGAAUAGAUUGGAGCUAUUAGUUCUGAAACUUCUUACUUGGCAUAUUGUAGUAAAAAAGAUUUUUUAUCUGUAUUGAAGUAGCAUCCUAGGGACUACGAAAAUUAUUGCAGAAUUAGGGAUAAUCUUACAAUCUAUAAACGAAGCACAGAAUAAGCUUGCUUUAGUUGUGACUAAAGGGGACAUGAAAUACUGAAAUGUCCGUUUUAUGAUAAGCGAAGAGAUCCUCUUUUAACGAUUUUCAGAUAUAAUGUAGAUAAACCACAGUAAAGGUAGAAAAAAACAAGAAGUUGUUAAUAAAAAUUUAACACUCUCUCUAAAAAUAAAAUUGUGAGAAAAAUAUUGAGAGAAAUAAGAUGGCAAUGUAUUAAUGAUACAGACAAUGAAUUACAUGACAUAGAUUCUGAAGCGGAAAAAGAAAUCAUGAAUUCUAGUGAUUUAUAUUUUUAUUUGCUGGUGCCUCCAUUUCGAUGGGAAAACAACCAAAUAUAGAUAAUAGAUGGAGAAGAAGAAGAUGAUACCUUUUAUGAAUACUAUUAAUAAUUGAUAGAGGAUAUCGAUAGUUAAAUUAUUUAAGACAGCGAUAAAAUUAAACUGCAAAAUUCUAACAAACAAGCAAUUGAUACUUAUGAUGCUAAAUAACCAGUAAUUGAAUGUGAAGUUGAAACAAGUGACUCGGAUAAUGAAAAUAGUAAAUAAAGUGUAAAUAAAACUGGAAAAAUUAUGACAGAAAAUAUUGUAACAAACACAAUAUCAUAUAAAACAAUAAAAACAGAAUAAAAAGAAAGCCUCAAUUUUGAUGAAUUAUCGUCAGGCUCUUCUUUGUAGUUAUCUCAUUAGCAGUUUUUACUAAUUAGGUAAAAAGCUAAGGAGCUAUAAAAUUAAUUGUAUUAGAAAACCUGCUCAUUAGAUUAAAAUCAAAGAUAAUUAAGUUUAAUAAACAAAAAAGAUUAAUUAAUUUACAAAUAAACGAAUGAUUCAGAGCAAAGGAGUUAAAGUGAAAAUAGUUCUAAGCAAAAAAAUACAAAUUUAUCUGAAUUAGUGAUUGAUUGUUCUAAAAGUGAUCUAAGUAAUCAAAUUAAUAGUUCUAAUAGCUACUCGAAUAUACCAUAAAUCGGAAUUAAUAAUGCAUCUCAGAAUACUUCCAUUUCAAUUAUACCAUUAAAUUAAAAAAAAGUAAACACGGUGAUGAGCUCAAUUAUUUAGCAAAAGUACAACUAGGUACAGCAAAAAAGGGGAAGCUAAGAUAAGACCCUCAUUUCAAAAAUGAAUUAAAUUUAAUAAAAAAAUUUUGUUAUCUCACCUCUUAUUUCAAUGAAUUAAGAUUAGUAAAAAUUGGAUGAAUGGCAGUAUUCAGAGUAAAUGUAAAAAAUAGACUAAUUAAUUAACAAAAAUCAAAUAAUUGAAUAAAUAAAUUAAGAGCAUGAAUAGUUUAUUUAAUUAGAAUUAGAUAAUUAUAGAGAGUAUAAAUCUUAUUUUCCUAACAAUAACGUUUCAAAUGUACUAAAAGCUUUUGUAAAAUUCUAAAGAAAAAUAUAAGCAAAACAAGAUUUAAAUUAAAAAAUCAGAAAAAUCAAAGGAAGAAAAAAUGCACAUAAACUUACCUUGGUUAAUUUACUUAAAAAGGAUUUCUAAUUCAAGUCUCUUUUCUCGAAUUAAAAUUAAUGA